Trichobilharzia regenti is the source of this 246-nucleotide messenger RNA. The record is from the annotation of a GenBank genome assembly. NCBI's taxonomy places the organism in Eukaryota, Metazoa, Platyhelminthes, Trematoda, Strigeidida, Schistosomatidae.
AUGAAUAAACCAAGAAAAGAUGACAUGCAACAAUGUGCUAUUGAUUUAACAAUUGAAGCUAUGAAUAAGUAUUCUUCAUAUGAUGAAAUAGCUGGAUAUGUGACGAAAAACAUCACCACCAAGUAUCCUGGGAAUUGGCAUUGUAAAGUUGGAGUGUCAUUUGGAAGCUUCGAUGCAUGUGAUUUUGAAUUCUGUUUCCGGUAUUUCAUUGAAAAUUUGGCUAUUAUCCUGUACAAAUCAAAUUAA